Setaria italica (foxtail millet) is the source of this 905-nucleotide messenger RNA. RefSeq lists its product as uncharacterized. Bases 131 to 868 code for a protein of 245 amino acids. The record is from RefSeq and is a predicted model, not a curated record. The transcript is spliced from 4 exons. Lineage: Eukaryota; Viridiplantae; Streptophyta; Magnoliopsida; Poales; Poaceae.
UUCUGCCUCCUGGGGAAAAAGGGGAGGGCGAGUUUCCCGCCGUGACGCCGCCGUCCCGCGAAGACCACGACGAGGGUUUCGCGUCGUCCGCCGGGAAGACAUCACCGCCGUCGCCGACGCCAGCCUGGAGAUGGCAAGUGGGGAUAAUGAUUUUGGAGACAAUGCUGAGCCCCUAUGGAGACAUGUUGACGUUUUGGAGGGGUCUGGUUCACUUGAUGAAGAUAAUGUGAGGUUCCUAUGUGACUACUGCAAUCGUGUCUUUCAUGGAAACUAUUCAGCGGUGGAGGCACACCUGCUUGAAUGGUCUCGGCAUGGUGUUGAAGAUUGCACAGGGUUGACAGAUACUAUCCAUACACAACUUGAGAAUGAGUAUGUCGCUGCAGAAGAUUCAAAUGCAAGAACCAUGCCUAUGGAUAUGCCCUUAACACAUUCUGCUACUAGCAGCGAUUCUAGUGGCAGGUCAGUCACAGGCAAAGCUAUAGUUCAGCCAAAGAGACGAAAGAAGAGCACAGAUUUUCAUGAGGAUAUUCGUGCGAUGUUUCGUGAUCUUUUGGAUGCUGAAAUUGCAAGACUGUUCUAUUCUGCAGGCUUGGCGCUUGAUGUUGCAACAAACCCAUAUUAUGAUAUCUCAUUUUCUCUAGCCAGGAAGAAAGACAUUCCUGGUUGCACUGAUGUCAAAAAUGCUUCUAUGGAAAGCCAAGAUCACUGGGCUUCUCAAGUUGCAAUGAUCGUCUAUUAUUCAGGCUUGUCAUUCAAUCUUGCAAAGAACCCAUAUUAUCAUGGUUCUUUAUCUGUUGCCACAAUGGUCCACAUUCCUGGUUAUCCUCCUCCUGGACCUGAGAAGCUGAAGACAACUCUUUUGAAAUAAGAAAGGGCUCGUAUCGAAGGUGUGCUAGAGACCAUUA